Messenger RNA from Lathyrus sativus (Indian pea), 255 nucleotides. NCBI's taxonomy places the organism in Eukaryota, Viridiplantae, Streptophyta, Magnoliopsida, Fabales, Fabaceae. The record is from the annotation of a GenBank genome assembly.
AUGGGGUUGUCAAUAUUGUUGCUUCUGCUUCAUCUUUCAAGUGCUGUGGAUGAUCUCUCUUCCUUCCCUAAAAACUUUCUGUUUGGAACUGCUUCUUCUUCUUACCAGUAUGAAGGUGGUUAUAACAUUGACGGUAAGGGACAAAGUAAUUGGGAUAACUUCACUCACGGAGCAGAUACAAGUAUAAUAGUAGAUGGAAGUAACGGAGAUAUCGCAGUUGAUCAUUAUCAUAGAUACCAGGUUGGUUACUACUAA